Messenger RNA from Cucurbita pepo subsp. pepo (vegetable marrow), 2159 nucleotides. Its product is annotated as dihydrolipoyllysine-residue acetyltransferase component 4 of pyruvate dehydrogenase complex, chloroplastic. Gene Ontology annotation, cellular component: chloroplast thylakoid; chloroplast envelope; pyruvate dehydrogenase complex. The record is from RefSeq and is a predicted model, not a curated record. Gene Ontology annotation, biological process: pyruvate decarboxylation to acetyl-CoA. Lineage: Eukaryota; Viridiplantae; Streptophyta; Magnoliopsida; Cucurbitales; Cucurbitaceae. Gene Ontology annotation, molecular function: dihydrolipoyllysine-residue acetyltransferase activity.
CAGGGGCGAUGGAAAUAGAGUAGAGUUAGCUCAAAUCCGCCAACGAACGCCUCGUCCUCUCCGCCAUUGUUUCUUAUACUUAAUUCUUUACUUCACUCUCUGCAACAGAUCCACUUCAUUUCUCCAAUGGCGUCCUCGUUCAUUUCUCGAGCUGCUCUCUCCAGCAACACCACCACCACCACCACAAUUCCUUUUUCAUUCUCUUCCUCCGUUUCUUCUCCCCUCCCAUGGAGGUCCUCCCGCUCAUGCACCUUUUUUCCCACCAAUUCUUGCCGGAGGAUCCCAGUUGUUCAGUGCAAGAUCCGAGAGAUUUUCAUGCCUGCCCUAAGCUCCACGAUGACUGAGGGAAAGAUCGUCUCGUGGAUCAAAUCCGAAGGGGAUGUUUUAUCCAAAGGCGAGAGCGUCGUUGUUGUGGAGUCUGAUAAGGCUGAUAUGGAUGUGGAGACUUUCUAUGAUGGAAUUCUUGCUGCUAUUGUUGUUGGUGAGGGUGAAACUGCUCCUGUUGGAGCUUCGAUUGGUUUAUUGGCUGAGACUGAAGAAGAGGUCGCUGAGGCCAAGGCUAAAGCCGCGUCUAAAUCUCAGUCUUCGACUCCAGCAGCUGAUGUUUCUCCCUCUCCUCCGGUUAUAUCUCAGCCGUCUCCUGCGCCGACCAAGCCGGCGUCGGAUGGACCGAAGAAGAUUGUGGCAACUCCUCAGGCGAAGAAGCUAGCGAAACAGCACAAGGUGGAUAUUGGAUCGAUAACUGGUAGUGGUCCAUUCGGUCGAAUUACUCCGGCGGAUGUGGAGGCUGCGGCGGGAAUUGCUCCUUCGAAGCCUGUUGUAAGCAAUGUAGCUUCACCUGCGGCUUCUGAGACUGCUCCAGUGGCUGCCUCUACUCCAUCGAAAGCGACUGCAGCUCCUUCCAACUUGCCCCCACCAGUUCCUGGCUCAACGGUUGUGCCAUUCACGACAAUGCAGGCGGCGGUGUCUAAGAAUAUGGUGGAGAGUCUUUCUGUACCUACAUUUCGAGUUGGUUAUCCGGUGUCCACAGAUGCUCUUGAUGCGCUCUAUGAGAAGGUGAAACCAAAGGGCGUUACAAUGACUGCCCUCUUGGCCAAGGCUGCUGCAAUGGCCCUCGCUCAGCAUCCGGUUGUAAAUGCAAGCUGUAAAGACGGGAAGAGCUUUACAUAUAAUGACAACAUUAACAUUGCAGUAGCCGUAGCUAUCAAUGGUGGUUUGAUAACACCUGUUCUUCAGGCUGCGGAUAAGUUGGACCUCUACCUACUAUCUCAAAAAUGGAAAGAGUUGGUUGAGAAAGCUAGAUCCAAGCAGCUUCAGCCCCAUGAAUACAAUUCAGGAACUUUCACUCUUUCCAAUCUGGGCAUGUUUGGAGUGGACAGGUUCGAUGCUAUACUUCCUCCAGGCCAGGGGGCUAUCAUGGCCGUUGGAGCCUCAAAGCCGACUGUUGUCACCGACGCUGAUGGCUUUUUCAGCGUGAAAAGUAAAAUGUUGGUGAAUGUGACCGCCGAUCAUCGAAUAGUUUAUGGUGCUGACUUAGCUGCCUUCCUUCAGACCUUCGCAAAGAUAGUUGAGAAUCCAGAAUGCCUGACCUUGUAGAAGUCCAUUUUCAAGUUUCAACAUCGCCUAAAACUUGCCUGCAAGAAGGAAAAAGAACAAUCCAGAUUCUCUUUUGGCCACGGAGUGAUGGAAGUUUGAAUUAAACUGAGCCUCAGAGGAAUCCUUUUUGUGUUGGAGGUCCUAUUGAUAUUUGAUUUUGCUUAAUAUUUAUUUCUAUUUCUGAAAUAUUUCAGGAGCAAUAAUGAGUAGAUUUUCUUUGUCAAAGUUACUGCAGACGGGAAUUGUAUUGGUAGAAACUCAAUGGAUGAUGAGAGAUAGUUUUGUCUAAUCAACAAAGAUAAGAUAAAGUGAAGAAGCGGUUGUCCUCAGAAGGACAUGAAAGUCACCAGUCCAAGCUGAUAUUUCUAGAAAUGUAAAGCUUGUCAAUAUAUUCUAUGACCGGACCCGAAGCGUCGAUAUACCUUUUCAUUUUCUUCUCUGCUAACUGAUCUGCAAUGGUGAAUGAAAGAGGUGUUGUAAUUUUGAUUGUGUAAACAACAGAUUCAGGUGUUCAUAAUUGAAAAGAGUAAAUGAAAUGCGCCUACUGGUCUCGUUGAGAUUUA